Loa loa (African eye worm) is the source of this 1868-nucleotide messenger RNA. RefSeq lists its product as hypothetical. Bases 51 to 1868 code for a protein of 605 amino acids. The transcript is spliced from 11 exons. Gene Ontology annotation, biological process: positive regulation of transforming growth factor beta receptor signaling pathway; negative regulation of transcription by RNA polymerase II; positive regulation of TORC1 signaling. The record is from RefSeq and is a predicted model, not a curated record. Lineage: Eukaryota; Metazoa; Nematoda; Chromadorea; Rhabditida; Onchocercidae. Gene Ontology annotation, molecular function: GTPase activator activity. Gene Ontology annotation, cellular component: cytosol.
CAAAUUUUAGGUUUUGGUUAUUUUUGAUAAGAUUAAACGAAAAUACUGUUAUGCAAGCAGUAUUAGCAUUGUGUUAUUUUUGUGAAACUCACGGACCUCGAGUAUUGAUGACAACACAAUCGAUACCCGAGAAUUUGAGGCAGGAUUAUUGCUUACCAACUACGAGUAAAGGAUCACCAGCAUUUGUCUCUGCUAAGACUUUUCGAACUCACUCGACCGAGGAAUUACGUUGUGUCGCAUGUACAUCGUUCGUUGAUGGCACCGGUCUAAUUACGGAUGAUGUUGAAGCUGGAAUAAGUUAUAUUACUACACAGGUUGCGUUAAAUGAUCGAGUAUUUCAGUUGGUGAAAUACUCAUGUCUUCAUUCGUUAAGUUGUGAAGUAACAACUACUCCGAAGGAUAAUACGCCUAAACUAAGUCCGAUGAAAUCGCGUGUUACACCGACACAGCAGAAUACAAUAAAAUGGGAAAGUCCAUGGGAAGAAGCAAAUACGGAGGCGAAGGAUGGUGUAAUUUUAUUUGGCGAUGAAGAACAUGGCUAUACAUUGUCGUAUACAUUCAGGUUACGUGAUUGCAAAGCACGGGGCUUUUCACGUUUUCUUUCAUUUAUCCUUGUAUCUAUAGAUAAAUUAUUCAUCACCAGCAAUUAUCACUUUUUCGUUUCAACAAUGUCAUCUGCCAUUCGAUUUUUACAGAUGGAAUCGAACAUGUUUUUCGACCGUGAACAAAGUGACCCAGCUAAUGAAGUGCUAAAGCAGGCUGCAGCAUCACGUGUCUCACUAUUGCCGGCGCAUUUUUUGCGCUCUCAUCUUACCAAGCUAGAAUUGGACACGUCACGAAGUUUGGCUGUAAUCACUGGUCGUGCAGAUAUUUUCACACAGUUGCAUAUCUUUAUGGUUUGUAUAUUACGUACACAAACACGUCUCUGCAAAGAAUAUUUAUUGGAAGGAGUGCCAACACAGGAUAUGCUCAUAAUGAAAGAACGUGAGCUGAAAGUUGAUAACGAGACAAAUGCUAGCGAUAUAAGUUGUUCAAGACGUUUGGAUUGCUUCGAGACAUUGCGACAAAUUGCACGUAUGCUCGAAAAUUUGCCGAAAAUUAAUGGUCAGAGUGUCCUGGGAAUUGUUUUGACACAGUUGGUUACUGGCGGUCAGAUUGUCCUGAAAUGUCAUAAUGAAAUUCUAGCUAAACGCUUUCUACUUGCACUUUCUAGUCUGUUGCCAUUGGGUUGCGUUCGUAUGUUAUAUGCAGAGGAAUAUCGACAUGUCUUUAUAUCUAAUUUAUUUGGAUGUCCUCAAGAUACCGAGUUAUCACCUGACGCAAUUGACAUUGUGGUUUUGACGCUGGAUGUACCAUUUAACAGAAUUAAUUCGAGACAGCCGGCAGUAGAGGAGCGGGAAGCCUGCUCGCUUUCCUCGGGAAGCUGUAUUUCACCGCCGUUGAGCACGUCAUCUAAGGAUGAUAAUGUUGAUGAAAGUUUGGCAAAACAUUUGAUCGAAAUUUUAUCUCCCAGAAAAUCGCUUGAUUUCGAAGACUGUGCAUUCACAUUGAUUGCAUACCCGGAAUGUACGGCACCAAGAUAUAGCACACCUGCCAUUGUUAAUCGCUAUAAACAACUCAUACUGGAUGAUGAUCUGUCAUGCCGUGUUCUGGCAUCUGUCAUCGGAAAUACAAGAGAACAAUGGCUAAAUAAAGCAAAGUUGGUUUAUCAGCUGGGACGACAGAAAGAAAAAAUUGAUCUGAAAAAACUCCUUCAAAUUAUGAAGUGUGCCGAGCAGGAUGGAACAGUCCUGUUAUUUUUCCAAGCUGGUUUGUCGGAUACAUAUAAACAGCAAGUCAUGGAUGUUAUCAAAAAAGGAGCUGCUUGA